UGUAGUGACUGCCUUGGCUGUGGAGAGCAGAGCUGUAGUGACUGCCUUGGCUGUGGAGAGCAGAGCUGUAGUGACUGCCUUGGCUGUGGAGAGCAGAGCUGUAGUGACAGAGUCUGGCAGAGAUGAAUGGGGACAAACCGGCCCCCCAUAGAGCACCCCCCGCGCCCCCGGAGGAGAAGAUGCAGGAGAGGGGCCAGUGGAGCAACAAGCUGGAGUUCGUCCUCUCGGUGGCAGGGUCCAUCAUUGGUCUGGGCAACAUGUGGCGCUUCCCCUACCUCUGCUACAAGAACGGGGGAGGUGCCUUCCUCAUCCCCUACCUGAUCUUCCUGUUCACCUGUGGAGUUCCUGUGUUCUUCCUGGAGACGGCGCUGGGCCAGUUCACCAGCGAGGGGGGCAUCACCUGCUGGAGGAAGAUCAGCCCCCUGUUUGAGGGUCUGGGUUACGGCACGCAGGUGAUCGUAGCACUUCUGAAUUUCUACUACAUCAUCGUUCUAGCGUGGGGCAUCUUCUACCUUUCCUUUUCCUUCUCCUGGGACCUGCCCUGGUCGUCCUGCAAUAACACCUGGAACACAGAGAACUGUGUGGAGUUUCAGAGGAGAAACGAGUCUGUGGACUUCAUCCCAAACCCAAACGCCACAUCUCCUGUCAUCGAGUUCUGGGAGAGAAGAGCGUUGAGGCUGUCGCCGGGCAUCGAUCACAUGGGCUCCCUGAACUGGGACCUGGCCCUGUGUCUACUGGUGGCCUGGGUCAUGUGCUACUUCUGCAUCUGGAAGGGGGUGAAGUCAACAGGCAAGGUGGUUUACUUCACCGCUACAUUCCCCUACCUGAUGCUGCUGGUGCUGCUGGUGCGUGGGGUCACCCUGCCCGGCGCCGGCCGAGGGAUCCAGUUCUACCUCUACCCUGACCUGGGUCGCCUGGCAGACCCCCAGGUGUGGAUGGAUGCAGGUACUCAGAUCUUCUUCUCCUACGCCAUCUGUCUGGGCUGCCUCACCGCACUGGGGAGCUACAACAAGUACAACAACAACUGCUACAAGGACUGUUUGGCACUGUGCUUCCUGAACAGCGGGACCAGCUUCAUCGCCGGCUUCGCCAUCUUCUCCAUCCUGGGCUUCAUGUCGUACGAGCAGAAUGUUCCCAUCGCUGAGGUGGCAGAGUCUGGUCCUGGCCUGGCUUUCAUCGCCUACCCGAGAGCCGUGUCUAUGAUGCCCUUCUCUCCUCUCUGGGCCUGCUUCUUCUUCAUCAUGAUCAUCCUACUUGGCCUAGACAGCCAGUUUGUGUGUGUGGAGAGCUUGGUGACGGCCAUGGUGGACAUGUAUCCAUCCGUGUUUCGGCGUCCGUACCGCAGGGAGCUGUUCCUGCUGGGGGUGGCCUUCCUGUCGUUCCUCAUGGGUCUCAUCAUGCUGAUGGAGGGGGGCAUGUAUGUGUUCCAGCUGUUUGACUACUAUGCUGCCAGUGGUAUGUGUCUGCUGUUCAUGGCCAUCUUUGAAACUGUGUGCAUCGCGUGGGUCUAUGGUGUGGACCGUUUCUAUGACAACAUUGAGGACAUGAUUGGUUACCGUCCUGGACCCUACAUCAAGUACUGUUGGUUGUUCUUCACCCCAGCGACAUGCAUUGGAACGUUUGCAUUCUCCCUCAUCAAGUACACCCCCCUGAAGUACAACGGUGUGUAUGUGUACCCGUGGUGGGGCUAUUGCCUGGGCUGGCUGCUGGCCCUAUCCUCCAUGGUCUGCAUCCCUCUGUGGAUGGUGUACAAGCUCUGCACCACCCAGGGGACGCUCCGAGAGCGCCUCCUCUUCCUCACCCAGCCCUCAGACGACCUUCCAAAAACCAAACAGGAACAGGACAGGCUUCUGGCAGUGUUUGCUGCGGAGGGCCCCGGGCCCAUAGCACUGGGGGCUGCACCCAGCAGAGCAGGCUAUCUCCAUGUGCCAGACUCCAGCUGCUGAGGUGUGGAGGAGGAACUGGAUGUCAUAGGAGACAUGUAUAUUUACAUUUACUAAAGCAUCACUACUUGUAUGGUUGUAAAGGACACUAAAACACAUACUUUUGUAUUAUAUUGUCAAAAUGCAGUAUUUUCCCCCCCAGUUUCUCAAUGUAUUUUCAGGAAUAAUUAUCAAAUAUUAAGAUGUAUAUGGCAAGGAUGUGAUCAUAUGGGUAUGUUGUGGAAUAUUGUGUAGUAAUGAAAUAUAUUGUAUUAAAAAAAAGAUCUGCUAACGCUUUGUGCCCGUUAUAAAACAACUGUUAACAACUGUGGUAUUGUACUAAGACCAGUUGAAAAGUGAACUUUUCUGUGUAAUAAUGACUGUACAAAGACUGUACAAAGUUGUGAAAAAAAUUA
Molecule: messenger RNA, 2338 nt
Organism: Osmerus eperlanus (European smelt)
Lineage: Eukaryota; Metazoa; Chordata; Actinopteri; Osmeriformes; Osmeridae
Product: sodium- and chloride-dependent GABA transporter 2-like
Exons: 15
Coding region: 123-1946 (607 amino acids)
Biological process (GO): sodium ion transmembrane transport
Cellular component (GO): plasma membrane
Molecular function (GO): gamma-aminobutyric acid:sodium:chloride symporter activity
Source: RefSeq, a predicted model, not a curated record